Molecule: messenger RNA, 2966 nt
Organism: Cololabis saira (Pacific saury)
Lineage: Eukaryota; Metazoa; Chordata; Actinopteri; Beloniformes; Belonidae
Product: adhesion G-protein coupled receptor G4-like
Exons: 17
Coding region: 112-2412 (766 amino acids)
Biological process (GO): cell surface receptor signaling pathway; adenylate cyclase-activating G protein-coupled receptor signaling pathway
Cellular component (GO): membrane
Molecular function (GO): G protein-coupled receptor activity
Source: RefSeq, a predicted model, not a curated record
CUGGAUGAACACGUUUUUUAAAAGGCGUAUUCUGCCACAACUAACACCGUCUGCAGAGAGCGAUUUAUUUUCCAGGUUCAGGUAGUGAAGCUGCUGCCUGAGACACAGGAAAUGGAGGAGCAGAUCCGGCGGCUGCUGGAGACGCCGUACGACAACGGCUCCAUCUCCAUAGAGACUGAGGACAUCGAGAUUUGCCGCAUACUGAUGUUCAAGUGCAGCGCAGAAACCCAGCAGACCCUGAAAGGCCUGUUCAGGUGGCCGGACGCUUCCGGAGGAACAAACGCUACUCACAAAUGCCCGAAAAAUCCUCACCGCACAGCCACUCGACACUGUAAACUGAGCCUGUUGACCCACUGGAUGGAUCCGUACCUGGAAGACUGCCAUCCAGUGGUGGAAACCAUCCUGGACCUGGACCACGUCCACGUCACUCCUGAUAAUGCGCUGCAUGUGGUGAAGAUGAUUGAGGAUUUGAUAGGAAAUCACUCCUCACUCAACUACGAGGAGCUGGAGACAGUUCUGGACAAGCUCAAGGACAUCAUUAAUGCCAGCGUGGUCACGCCAGGCCUGGGUCAAGUUCUAAUCAACAUUAUUUCUGAUAUACUGGAGUCUGACAGCAACCUGGGGCCUUUCACAAACACCAUCCUAAACCUCACGGAGGCCGUGGGAGACACCAUGGUGGGAUACGAGGGCUCCUACACCCUGGUGGCUCCUGCUAUAGCCAUCUCAGUGGUGGAUGUCGUUCCCGGGCAGUUUGGAGGCUUAAGCUUUGGAGUCUCCUCUGAUCGGAACGGCACAAAACCUGAGAUUUUUAUCAACAGGUAUCCGUUCAACGGCACCGUGGCCUUCAUUUCCCUCCCACCCGACCUGGAGCAAAGCUUCCCACAACAAGACCCCGACCAGAACCCACCCAGGGUCCAGUUCCAGUUCUACAGCAUCCCGCUGCUCUUCAACAGCAGCCAAGAGGGGCAGAGCCUCAACACGUUUGUGGUGUCGGCCAGCGUGACCAACGCCAGCUCACCAAUCACAGACCUAGCUGAGGACGUCAAAGUCACACUCCAUCAUCUUAUACCUGUACCCAACUCACUUCAGAAGGCUGUGCAGUGUGUGUACUGGAACUUCAAUAAAAACAACGGACACGGAGGGUGGGACGACCGCGGCUGCCGGGAAGACAACAGCAGCUCUGAGAAAACCACCUGCCUGUGUGAUCAUCUCACACACUUUGGAGUUCUUCUGGACGUCUCAGGGUCUGAGUUGGACCCGGUUAAUGAGCAGAUCCUGACCAUCAUCACCUACGCUGGCUGUGGAGUGUCAUCGCUGUUCCUGGGAAUCACCGUUCUCACUUACACAGCUUUUGAACAGCUCCGGAGAGACUACCCCUCCCAGAUCCUCAUCAACCUCUCCCUGGCCCUGCUGGGCUUGAACCUGGUGUUCCUGCUCAACUCCUGGCUGUCGUCGUGGGGGCUGUACGGCCUGUGCGUGGCCGUGGCCUCCACGCUGCACUACUUCCUCCUGGCAUCCUUCACCUGGAUGGGAUUAGAGGCGGUCAACAUGUACUUUGCCCUCGUUAAAGUGUUCAAUGUCUACAUUCCCUCCUAUAUUCUCAAGUUCUGUGCUCUGGGAUGGGGGAUUCCUUUGGUGAUCUGCAUCCUUGUGCAAAUUGUAAACCGAGAGGCUUAUGGCAACAUUUAUAGAGAUGCCAAGGCCACUUUAGAGCCACUGGACAACUCCGACAGCUUCUGCUGGAUCCAGGACGACGUUACGUUUUAUGCGUCUGUGGUUUCCUACGCUGCAAUGGUCCUUCUCCUCAACACUGGGGUGUUUGUGGUGGUUCUGAUUCAGAUUCGCCAGAUGCAGGUGAACAGUCCUGCAGGGACCCGGAGGGGGCUCAUGCAUGACCUGAAGGCCGUGGCCAGUCUCACCUUGUUACUGGGACUAACGUGGACCAUGGGCUUCCUGACCUGGGGACCAGGACGGAUCGUUCUGCUCUACCUGUUCGCUGGGUUUAACACCUUGCAAGGUCUGUUUAUCUUCCUCUUCCACUGUCUGAUGAAGGAGAACGUGAGGAAACAGUGGAGGAUUCACCUGUGUUUUGGAAGUUUCCGGAUUGAAGAGCAUUCUGAGUGGAGCAACUCAGCAUCAGUGGGAGUUACGACCAAACCCAGAGACAAUCCUGCAAGUGCAUCGGUGCUGUCCAUGCGCUCCGUGAACUCCAGCUCCACCGAGAGCACGUCGGCUUCUUCUGACUCCAGUCAGAGAGACUCGUCCUGCCGGAGACCAGACCUGGGUCUUUUUGUGAACAGCUUGGCUAUUCCUGGAGACCAGAGAGGCCCCACCGAUGCAGGAGCUUCCUACAGGGGGAUAAAUACAGCGCCCGGCUGGAGAAAUCACUUGCUAGAUGAGCAGACACAAUGAUAAACCAACACAAUACUGCAAGUGCAUGCGCAUCCGUGCAUUACAAAGAUCUUGAAAAUCCUAGCAGCUACCUAAUCAUAGCAUCUUUUGCUACAGCACACUGAGAUAUGUAAUCAACGUUGAGUAGAGCCAUAUAUAUCUGCAAGGCACAAGCUUCAUUAGAUGUUGUUUCAUGCAGUUCUAUUGUUGAUUUUCUUCUUGCUAAAUAUUGUAAAAGAGCCUGUAAUUAUAAAGACAUGAGCGGUUGCCUCGGUUCCAAGGAGGAGUGGUUGCCAAGCAACUGGUGAGUGGAGCUAUGGUGACAAUGAACUGUGGUACAAGACAGUUUGUGAGAGGAAAAUAAAUAAAUAAAAAUCACAUAUUUAAGAUGGCAAAAGCAUCAGUGCGUGUUUAGUCUGCAAAAGUACGGUAUUGUUUGACCAAACAUUCUGUAAUUUAGAGUACAAGUUCCACUUUGUAAAAUCAGACAACAUUAGCAUGAUCAGCAGCGGAUGAUGCAGAAUGAUUUAGUCUCUGCUGCUUUAGUGAUUGCACAUGUGUGAAGAGUUGUGAAA